Rotaria sp. Silwood2 is the source of this 444-nucleotide messenger RNA. NCBI's taxonomy places the organism in Eukaryota, Metazoa, Rotifera, Eurotatoria, Philodinida, Philodinidae. The record is from the annotation of a GenBank genome assembly.
AUGAAUGAGAGUAACUAUCAACGAUCACUUGCCAUUCUCAAAGCCCAAGCCGAAAAGAUCAAAGCAAGUAUAUCUGCUCAAGAUCCAUUCUGUCAAUUAUUAGUGAAAGAUCUUGAAUAUCGCUAUCCAUCAGAACGCGACUACCGUUCAUCGCAUCACAAUACUUACAUGCAACAUUCAUCGGAACGAGCAACAGGUCAUCCACUUUCAGCAACAACAGAUUUCACCCAUUUACGUCCAACAACAGCAACCACCGCCAUACGUUCAGCAACAGCCACCACUCCCAUACGUUCAGCAACAGCAGCCGCCCGCUUACAUUCAACAACAAUGGCCGCCCUUUUACGCUCAGCAACAGCAACCACCUCCUUACAUUCAGCAAUAUCAACCGCCUCCAUACGUUCAGCAACAACAGCUCUCUACUCCUCCCAGUCAAAAUUUACUUAA